AUGCACAAGUCAGACCAUGAUAUUCUAGAAGAGUUUACACAGAAAAGGCUGAAAGAGCUGCAGCAGCAGAUAGCUCUGAGAGAAAUAACCGACGAAACAUUGCUGUGCAAAAAAACAAAAACAGACACGCUUAUCGUGCAUUUCUACGAUAAAAGUUUCAAAAGGUGCAAGGAGAUGAACGCUGUGCUGGAAGAGAUAGCGCCAAAAUACCCAGCAAUCCAGUUCCUGUGCGCUGAGGCAGAAAAGUUUCCUUUUUUGACAGAGCGCCUGGAGAUCGAACAGCUUCCAUAUUUGGCCACUUUUUCAGAGGGCUACUUCAUGGGAGGGAUAAUAGGCUUUCAGGACAUAGGCGAGGAAAACCUGGACAAAAGCCUGCUAGAACAGUAUAUUAAACAGUCCAGCCUGCUUGAUAAGAAGGUCCAGAAAAGUAACCAAUAA
Messenger RNA from Nematocida minor, 438 nucleotides. RefSeq lists its product as uncharacterized. NCBI's taxonomy places the organism in Eukaryota, Fungi, Microsporidia. The record is from RefSeq and is a predicted model, not a curated record. The transcript has a single exon. Gene Ontology annotation, cellular component: cytoplasm. The coding region runs from base 1 to 438 and encodes 145 amino acids.